Messenger RNA from Adineta steineri, 1167 nucleotides. The record is from the annotation of a GenBank genome assembly. Lineage: Eukaryota; Metazoa; Rotifera; Eurotatoria; Adinetida; Adinetidae.
AUGACAUCAUCAACAAUUUCUACAAGUAAAUUACGAAUGGGUAUGAUCGGUGGUGGUCCAGGUGCAUUUAUUGGUGCUGUACAUCGUACAGCAGCUUGUCUUGAUGGUGAAAUUCAAUUAGUAUGUGGUGCUUUUAGUUCUGAUCCUGAAAAGUCUCGUGAAAUGGGUAAACAAUUAGGACUUUCAGAAGAUCGAGUUUAUGGUUCAUAUAAAGAAAUGAUUGAACAAGAACAAAAAUCGAAAGGUAUGGAUUUUGUCGCAAUUGUCACGCCCAAUCAUGUUCAUUAUGAACCUGCUGUUCUUGCUCUUCGUGCUGGUUUUGAUGUUGUUCUUGAUAAACCUCUAUGUUUUUCACUUAACGAAGCACAUGAACUUUCACAAAUUAUCAAUGAAACUGGUCGUACUCUUUGUUUAACACAUACAUACACAGGUUAUCCAAUGGUUAAACAAGCACGUCAAAUGAUUGCACGUAAUGAUCUUGGUUUAAUUCGUAAAGUUUAUGUUGAAUAUCCACAAGGUUGGUUAAGUCAUGAAGAUGUUAAUUCAAAACAAGCUAAAUGGCGUCUUGAUCCUAAACAAAGUGGUCCAUCUGGAUGUUUAGGUGAUAUUGGUGUACAUGCAUUUAAUUUAGCUGAAUAUAUUACUGGUCUUCAAGUUACUCAUGUAUGUGCUGAUUUACGAUCAGUUGUUGAAAGUCGUCAACUUGAUGAUGAUGCUAGUGUACUUUUACGAUUUAAUAAUGGAGCAAGUGGUGUUUUAAUGGCUUCACAGAUAUGUACGGGUGAAGAAAAUAAUUUAAAAAUUCGUGUUUAUGGUGAAAAUGGUUCUAUCGAAUGGCAACAUGGUGAUUGUAAUACACUUGCAGUACGAUGGUUUGAUAGUCCCACAGAAAUUUAUCGUACAGGAACACAAUAUCUUUCACAAAGUGCAAUACAUAAUACACGAGUACCAGCUGGACAUCCCGAAGGUUAUAUUGAAGCAUUUGCAAAUAUCUAUCGUAAUUUUAAACGAACAAUUUGUGCAAAGACUAACAACGAAAAAAAUCCAUCAGAACAAUGGGAAGAUUUUCCGAGUAUUAAAGAAGGUGUUCGUGGAAUGGCAUUUAUUGAAACUUGUUUAGCUAAUAGCAAAAAUAAUACUGAAAAAUGGACUGAAUUAAACGAAUAA